Molecule: messenger RNA, 384 nt
Organism: Microthlaspi erraticum
Lineage: Eukaryota; Viridiplantae; Streptophyta; Magnoliopsida; Brassicales; Brassicaceae
Source: the annotation of a GenBank genome assembly
AUGUUACCGACGUCUUCUCUUUUCCUUUUACUUCCGUGCAUACGCAACGAGGAUGAAGAGCCUUAUCUCACGCCGGAAGAGGAGUUACGCCGCAUGACGGAACAAGUCGAAGAAAGCCAGGAUACAGAUUUUGAAUUUGUCAAGUUUAUCAAAGGCAAUCUUCAUGAAACUGGUUGUCCUGCUGUAAUGUAUUUCAUUACCUUUCAAGGUAAAGCUUCUUCUGAUGAUGAGCCAAAAGAGUUCCGAGCAAAGGUCUGCUAUUUCUGUUAUGAACCGAACAUGUACCACUCCUGCGAGCUCAAACCUGAGAAAAAAGUUCACUUCAUUGAAACUGAGGAGAAAGAAGAUGCCAAGAAACGCAGGUUGGCACUGGGAGCUGUCUAA